AUGCGCAUAUCAAUGAGUGGAGAUUCUGUGAAUUUCAACUGCCGGCCAGAAUCUCCGUCCCUUUUCACCACCUCGCAAUUUGAAGAAAUUAUCUACUACAUGUCUUCAAACAGGUAUUUACACCUUAUCACGGUUCUUUUUCUCUUCGCAUCAGUGCUAUGUCAAGAUAUUGACGGCUCUGACGACGACUUUCCUAAUGGGGGUCCUCCGGCGAGCUAUUUCCGCGCUGCCCCUACAAUGCCCGUCGCUGCGCUCCAGUCGGCUGCCUCUCGUUUAGGGAGGACCUCCCACGGAGGCUCGUUUCGGGUUAGCUCUGACUCUGGAGAGAGAUCCUCUAUCUAUAGUGAUUGGGCAUUGUUUAAUGAGGGCGCGGCGGUUGUCUGGACGGCGGACAUGGACGUUGACUGCGAUGGAAUUGACUAUGGGUGCAAGGGCAACGCCGAUGGGCGUCCUGAGACAAGCUGGGGUGCUCUGUCGGCGUACGAGGUCCCUUUUAUUGUCAUCCCAGAGGAGUACCUCGACAAGCACGAGGCCGGUCUCCCCGGCAAUAACAUCGCAGCCGUUAUCUGCAAUGGAAACAUGUUCUACGGCAUCCUCGGCGACACAAAUGGUGACAGCCCCGAGGUUACAGGCGAAGCUUCAUGGCUAAUGGCUCGGACUUGCUUUCCGACUGAGGGUCUGAACGGGGCUAGAGGUCAUAAUGACCCAGAUGUUACUUGUAUUUUCCUCCUCCAGUCACCUGAGGCGUUAGCUCUGACAGCCAAACUAGAUAUUGUCUUCCUUGGUGAGGACGCCGUGUUGCCCGCCAGUGCUAUGAAUGACAAGUAUAUCACGGACUUCGACACUCUAAGGGCAAUGGGAGAUGAGCUCGUCAAUGCUCUAGUCAGCAAUAUCGGACUGGGUUCUGGCGAUCGGGCGCGGACUCGGACACGAUUCCGUCAUCCUUUAUUUAAAGCCGUUGAUGCUGCUACGGGUACCCGAGGAACUGCUUCCAUUCUCAAUGCGCGUUCUUGGAACACAACAUCCGGACUCUCUCAGUCCAGUAAUUCCUCAUGCACUCCCGCCUCAGGAAAUUCUACGACUCCAUGUAAAGCCAAUGCCUCUACUCCAGCCACUUCGUUUCCCAAUGUCUCGCCUCCAAGUACCGCCAAGCCUCCUACACAAGCCGCUUCGAAUACUGCUACACCCGCUGUUGGUUCUACUCCCAGUGCUUCCCUGCAUGCAGGUGCUGCUUCUCCGAGUGUCGCCUCUCCUUCCAGUGCCGCUACUAGCGCUGCAGCUACUUCAAACGCCCCAUCACCCCCGACACCAACCCCCAGCUGUUCUUGGCCCGAUCACUGCUUGGGUGCUCCAUGUUUUACUCUCGACGACUGUUCCAACGACCUCGUCUGUGUGAACGGGUUGUGCGCUGUCGACCGAGAUGUGGCCUCUCUGUCUACCUCGUCGCCGACUGGGACACCUGCUGUCAGGAGAUGGAUCACGGCUGUUCGAGGCUUGGGAUUUGAUGAUUAG
This is a messenger RNA of Aspergillus nidulans FGSC A4, 1512 nucleotides long. RefSeq lists its product as uncharacterized. Gene Ontology annotation, cellular component: extracellular region. Gene Ontology annotation, molecular function: chitosanase activity. The transcript has 6 exons. The coding region runs from base 1 to 1512 and encodes 503 amino acids. The record is from RefSeq and is a predicted model, not a curated record. NCBI's taxonomy places the organism in Eukaryota, Fungi, Ascomycota, Eurotiomycetes, Eurotiales, Aspergillaceae.